Molecule: messenger RNA, 2925 nt
Organism: Magnolia sinica
Lineage: Eukaryota; Viridiplantae; Streptophyta; Magnoliopsida; Magnoliales; Magnoliaceae
Product: putative leucine-rich repeat receptor-like protein kinase At2g19210
Exons: 13
Coding region: 92-2728 (878 amino acids)
Biological process (GO): protein phosphorylation
Molecular function (GO): protein binding; protein kinase activity; ATP binding
Source: RefSeq, a predicted model, not a curated record
CGAUAUUUUUAUUUUUCAACACCGCUUAUGUAAGAUAUAUAACCUGAUCAAGAUUUCAUUUGUGUCUCCGCUUUCCACUGGUUUAGAAAAGAUGAUGCUAUGGUUUUACUUUGUUUGGUAUCUCUGGUCUUCUGCCGUUCAUGUUCAUGGCCAGUCAGGCUUCAUAAGCAUCGACUGCGGCAUACCUGAAAAUUCACCUUACAUAGAUAAAGUUACCCAUAUAUCAUAUUUCUCAGACGCUGAAUUCAUAGACUCUGGGAUGAACAGCAAUAUCUCUGAUUUGAUGACUAAUGAUGUCCCAGACCAAUUCUCAAACGUUCGAUACUUUCCUAAUGGAACUAGGAACUGUUACACGUUAAAAAACCUUAAUAAGGGUAGCAAAUAUCUGAUUAGAGCUUCCUUCAUGUACGGUAAUUACGAUGGUAAGAAUCAAGUGCCAGAGUUCAAACUCUAUCUGGGGGCCAAUCUGUGGGACAAAGCGCACUUAGAGAAUGCAUCUCACAUACUGCGGAUGGAAAUCAUCGUGGUCGCCUCGCUGGAUUUUGUGUCCGUUUGUCUCGAAAAUAUCGAUCGUGGCAUACCUUUCAUAUCGGUACUUGAAUUAAGGUUUCUCCCUGAUGAAAUCUACAGUGCUGAUAUGGGUUCCGAGGCAAUGGUGAAUGAAUCUCAAUCACUACUACUCUUUGAUCGUCGCGAUCUUGGGUCCACCAACGGUCAGGAAAUACGGUAUGCAAUUGAUGUUUUCGAUCGCAUCUGGUCAGCUGAAAGCCUGGAGGGUUCUGAACCUUUUGCCUCCCCGACCAUUAUAAAAAACAACAGUGAGGGUUUCCAACCACCAUCGGCGGUGGUGAGGACAGCAGUUAGGCCACUCAACGGUGGUGAUGUCAUCUACUUCAAUUGGACGGUUUCUGAUCCAGGUUUGCAGUUUCAUGUUUUCAUGCACUUUGCGGAAAUCGAGAAAGUUGAGAAAAAUCAGUGGAGAGAAUUCAACGUUUGUUGUAGCGUUUGCUAUAAAAGUAAUUACAGGCCUAGCUUUCUAACGGCUUUAACGGUGUACACGGCCCACCCAUUGAGCGGCCACCAUCAUUACUCGUGCUCCGUCCGAAAGACAGCAGCUUCCACACUUCCGCCUAUCCUCAAUGCAAUCGAGGUAUAUACGGUCAGAAAGCUCUCGGAAAUAUCGACGGCUAUCCAAGAUGUUGAAGCUAUGAUGAACGUAAAAGAACGGUAUAGAGUGAAGAGAAAGUGGAUGGCCGAUCCAUGCGUCCCAACUCAUUACAUGUGGGAAGGCUUGAAUUGCAGUUACAAUGGUUCCAAUCCUUACAGAAUUGCCUCUCUAGACCUCGCUUCCAGUGGAUUGAGCGGUGAAAUAGCAGAUUCUCUAGCCGAACUUACAUCUAUCCGUCGCUUGGAUUUAUCAAGCAAUAAUCUGACCGGCCCAAUACCCGAUUUUCUAGCAGACCUACCACUCCUGGAGUAUCUAGAUUUAUCAAGCAACAAGCUUACAGGAUCCAUUCCUAUUCGUCUUUUGCAAAAAUCCAGAAAACGGCUACUAACACUGAGUGUUGAUGACAACCCAAAUCUGUGUCUAUCGGAAUCGUGUCAAACUAAAGGCAGAAACCUUAUUCUGAUUACUGCGGUGGUCCCAUCAGUCGUGGCGGUCCUGUUAAUUGCAGUGAUCAUCAUAUGGAGAUUUAUAGAGAGAAGACGAAGAGCGAUGGAGCCCCACAACGAAGAAGUGUCCUUGGUUUUGGACAGUCGACAUUUCACAUAUGCUGAAGUGGUGAGUAUGACCAACGACUUCCAAAGGGUCAUCGGCAAAGGAGCAUUUGGGACCGUCUAUCAUGGCUACAUGAGAGAUGGUGCCCAAGUCGCGGUCAAGAUGCUCUCUCAAACAUCAUCUCAAGGGUCCAACGGAUUCCGUACUGAGGCCCACCUCUUGAUGAGAGUUCAUCAUAGGAAUUUGGCCAGUUUCAUGGGGUACUGCGAUGAAGGUUCCAACAUGGCACUCAUCUACGAAUACAUGGCUGAAGGAAACCUAGCAGAGCAUCUCUCAGAAAGAAAUGCGAGAGUAUUAAGUUGGGAAGAGCGGCUCCGAAUAGCACUUGAUGCUGCACAAGGAUUGGAGUAUUUGCACACUGGUUGCAAGCCACCAAUAAUUCAUAGAGAUGUGAAGCCGGCGAACAUUCUCUUAAAUGAGAGACUAGAGGCAAAGUUAGCAGAUUUUGGCUUGUCCAAGAUUUUCCCAAACGAGGGAAUUACUCACAUUACGACGGAGGUUAUGGGCACGCCAGGAUACCUUGAUCCAGAGUAUUGCAUUACAAAUAAAUUGAACGAGAAGAGCGAUGUUUAUAGCUUUGGGAUUGUGCUGUUGCAACUAAUCACAGGCCAACCAGCAAUAAGUAAGAGCUCGGAGCCAAUCCACAUAGUUGAAUGGGCGUGCCCCAUUCUUGCGAGAGGGGAUAUACAAAAUGUGGUCGAUACAAGGUUGAAGAAAGAAUAUGAUACUAUUUCCGUGUGGAAAGCUUCAGAGAUAGCAAUGGCAUGCACACCAUCCACCUCCAUCCAAAGGGUGACCAUGAACGAUGUCGUAACUGAUCUGAAAGAGUGUUUGGCAAUGGAGACCGCUCGCAAAAGGAUUCAAAGCGAGUUUGAAAACAAAUCGAGCUGUUCAUCUGGAUCGGUUUGGAUGGAUACAGAUUCAGAAAGUGGUCCUUUCCCAAGAUAGGAUUUAGAAAUGCAAAAUAUUUCAUGAUCUCAUCAUGGAAGAUGAAAUGGAGAAAAUAAAGAUAUCAAAUUUCCAUAGCAUUACUAGGUCUUCUCUUUUCCUUUGUGUUGUCUUUCAAGUAUUAAUCCGUUUGAUUUUUUACUUAAAAUAGAAGUUAUACAAAAGACUACCACAUUUGUAGUGAUUUCUUGUGGAGA